AUGCCUAACUUAAAAGUUGAUAACAUUUGUCUUGUGAUCGACAACAACGCUCCACGCGGUCACUGGGCUCUUGCCCGAGUCAUCAAGGAUGUGCCUGGUGGCGACGGAUGGGUUCGGGUGGUCAAGGUUCGAAGAGCAAUUAUGAGUAAAAAAUUCGUCCGUUUUUUUCCUGCGCUGGAUAUCGCAAUGUUGCGGGAAGCUGUGGCGGUAGAUGGUGAUGCAAAUAGAUGGGAAACAAUAGCAGCAGCUCUUAACACUUGGGUGAAAGAGAAAAAGAAGACCAAAGAAGUGGUGGACCAUUUCGGUAUGCUCACAGCAAGAUGUGUAAAAGAGCGAUGUGAGCGCCUGGUAAAGAUGUUUAAAAAAGAGGAGCUAGACUCCAUAAAAUCCUCUGGUACAGCUGAAGAGUACGAUGAAAGAAAACAACUCCUGGGUGAAAUGGUAACCAUGGCUGAUGAGCGGGAAGCGGCUAAAGCGUUACAAGCCGUAACGGAUGCGCCAUCAAAGGAUGAAAAAGAAAAACAGUUGGAGGAAGCCGGAAAAGCGAUUCGGCAAGCUGCAACAGAGGGCAAAACCAAAGGUGCGAAAAGGAGAUCAACAACGUCUUUGACAGACUACCUCGCCGAAAAACUAGGCCAGGAUGCAGAGAUUAAAAAUGAGGAAACUAAGUUAAAGAAGGAGGAAUUGGAACUAAAGAAGGAGGAGCUGAAAUUGCAGGGAGCCAAGUUCGAAAUGGAACGAAAGGAACGGGAGCAAAGAUUGGAAAUGGAGAAAGAAGAAAAACAAGUAUAUAUGCAGAUGAUGCGUGACUGCCUGGCGAAAAAGUGA
Messenger RNA from Lineus longissimus, 828 nucleotides. RefSeq lists its product as uncharacterized. The record is from RefSeq and is a predicted model, not a curated record. Lineage: Eukaryota; Metazoa; Nemertea; Pilidiophora; Heteronemertea; Lineidae. The transcript has 4 exons. Bases 1 to 828 code for a protein of 275 amino acids.